GUUACCAAAAAUAAUAAUUGUUCCGGAUUAUGACUUGCAAAAGAUCCAAAAACAUCAUUGUCAUUUGGGGGUAUAAAUUGUCGUCCAAAUGAGAUCGAUUCAUCAUUGACAAGUACUUCGUUCUGUCUGAAACAACCAAUCUUAAAUUCAUCAUGAAAUUCUUUUUGUGUCUCGCCCUUUGCUUCGCUGCUGCCCAAGCUGGACUUGUUGGAGUACAAAAUGCCUUCGCUUACUCUUCUCCCUACAGCACUUACUCAGCUCCUUACACCACUUACUCAGCCGCUGUAGCUCCAGCACCAGCACUCUACAAUGCUCCCUUGGCCUACUCCGCUUAUCCUUCCGUAUAUAGCGCAGGAUUGACCGCACCAACUGUGUACAGCACCGCUGGUCUUGGAGUUGCUAGUCCUCUUGUAAGAUCUGCUUAUGCUGCUCCAACUGUCUACUCUGCUGCUCCAAGUGUCUACUCUGCUGCUCCAGUUUUGACAAAUACUUUGUUGAAGAAGUAAAGAGUCGACGAACGGAUUUGGACUAUGUUGAAUAAAGAAUAUUUAAAAAUUUAACACUA
Molecule: messenger RNA, 565 nt
Organism: Eupeodes corollae
Lineage: Eukaryota; Metazoa; Arthropoda; Insecta; Diptera; Syrphidae
Exons: 2
Coding region: 153-506 (117 amino acids)
Source: RefSeq, a predicted model, not a curated record